This is a messenger RNA of Hibiscus syriacus, 1264 nucleotides long. RefSeq lists its product as uncharacterized. The transcript is spliced from 4 exons. Gene Ontology annotation, molecular function: calcium ion binding. Lineage: Eukaryota; Viridiplantae; Streptophyta; Magnoliopsida; Malvales; Malvaceae. The record is from RefSeq and is a predicted model, not a curated record. Bases 66 to 1061 code for a protein of 331 amino acids.
AGGAACAAAACAUCUUCCCGUUGACCGAAACUGAAUCUUCCCGAGAUAUUUUUUUCUUUCUUACAAUGUCGGAAACAGGUUUAACGGUUCUGGACGGAACCCAUCUCCGGUCGCUCAAUCCCGCUUUACCUGAACUUAACGGCGCCGUCAGUGGGUCUCACCUCCUUGAAAUCGCUGACUCCAAAGCCUCUAGCUCUAUCUUUGGCCUCUCAUUACCUCAGAACCUUAAAGCUUCCGCUCUUUCUCGUGUCAUCGCCGGAUCCGAUGAUCAAGAUGAUGACGUCACGUUCCGGCAAGAAGAGUUCGGAAAAGACAAAGCGUCCAAGUUUCUCUCCAAUUACAUAUCUGCCAUUGCUGAUGAGAUGAAAGAUGAUCCAUUAGUGGUGUCAAUAUUGGAUGGGAAUACUUUGAAGAUGUUUAUGGAGGACGAAGAUGAUUACGCUAUGGUGGCAGAGAAUUUGUUUACUGAUAUUGAUAUUGAAGAUAAAGGGAAGAUUUGCAAGAGUGAGAUAAGAAAUGCACUUGUUCAUAUGGGCGUUGAAAUGGGGAUUCCUCCAUUCUCAGAAUUUCCUAUGUUGAAUGACAUCUUGAAAAAGCAUGGGGCUGAGGGGGAAGAAGAACUGGGCCAAGCACAAUUCGCCGAAUUACUUCAGCCAAUUCUGCAGGAAACAGCUGAUGCAUUGUCCGAAAAGCAUGUUGUUGUCAUACAUAACAUCAAGGUUGUCAAUGGUUCUAAGCUAAGAAAGCUCUUGGCAGAUGAGAAGCAACUCAACGAUGUCAUAGAGAGGCUUUCGUUGGAAACAAAGAGCGAAAAAGAUGAGCUACAUAAGACAAAGCUAAUCAGGAGUUACUUAGAGAAACAUGGAGGUGAUCUCGGCUUGCCACCAUCGGAAUCCAACGAAGCUGUUAUUCUUCUCUACAAUGCGGUAUUUUCCGAAAUAGAGAACGAGAAGAGUGUUGCAGGAGCAGAUGAGGAAUUCAGAGAAUUCGUGAAAGGCAUCCUCGAGAAGUUUGCCGAACAGCUCGAAGGUAAUCCCAUCUUUUGUGACCUUGAGAAUUGAGGGAGCCCGAUUCUUCGAGUAACGGAGUCUGUUCAUAGUUAUCCGGCAUUUAGUUCUCUCCAGAGUGGUUAUCAUGUUUAUAAUUAUCUGCCUAUCUAUAUUGUAUACAUGUUGAUGAGGUGUAUGUUGAAACUAGUUUUAUCACCAUUACUGCCACAUACAUUUGAACCACAUUUCGGCAGUAUAUCUAAUGAUUUAGGGCA